Messenger RNA from Phytophthora nicotianae INRA-310, 1221 nucleotides. RefSeq lists its product as hypothetical. Lineage: Eukaryota; Oomycota; Peronosporomycetes; Peronosporales; Peronosporaceae. The record is from RefSeq and is a predicted model, not a curated record. The transcript has a single exon. The coding region runs from base 1 to 1221 and encodes 406 amino acids.
AUGAUGAAAGACGGGCUUACUGUUACCCCGUUUCCACAAUUGUGCGUGUCGAAUACCGAACGGCAAGAAAUGAUCGAUCUCGUCGACAACUACGUGGAGGACUACAUCGAUAAGUACAAGGACUUUGUCGUAAAUGACAAAUGCAAAGUGAACAAGCGACGAUGGCAGCAUGUCAAGUCCCGAGACAAGUUACACGUAUACGCUAAGCGCACUCCAAGAGGUCUCGGUCGAAGAAGUUCAGUACUACGAGCCUCCCGAAGGUCAAGCCAGCGACACAAUACAACCGCGAAGGAUAUGUCUGUGCUUCUUGGCGUUGGCACAUUCGCUGGAGAACUCGAAGACCUCAUGUUUGGGGUCUUAAGUCCAACUCUGGACUCAAUGCGCAUCAAAGCUUCGUAUGUACAAGACUUCGACAACGCUGCUGUGUUGUGUUCAGUGGUGGAACCUAGCAAAGAGGAACCAUUCCAGUCUUUGGUGAUUAAAUGGAUGUCAAUCGACCCUCCGCUACAAUCUGCCAAACUCUCCAAGAGCAGAGAUUUUGUCUUCAUCGAGGCUACAGGAAUCGUAGAAUUCGAGGACGGAGACUGUGUCGGUUAUCAUUUUUUACACUCUGUCGACUUUCCUAAGACAGGACUUCUGCCGAAUAAAAUACGCGGGAAUUUAUCGGCCUUCAGCUGCUUCCGACAAAUUGGUCCCAACACAAUUGGUAAUUUUGCGUGUGCGACUGUCGAUCCUGGAGGUGAAGCAAUACGGUAUCUUUUGACUUCCGUUGUGGCGAACUUCCUUCUUUCCGCUACGAAUUACGUGUACUGUGGGCAGAUGAAGAAGUUGGCGUGGCUAUUGCAGCAUCGACGUUCGGUAUUUCAGCGCUCGGAGAAAGAACGGAACAGGAAACAGUGUGUUGUUUGUAGGAAGAAUACCGGCAAUGUCAUCGGAAGCAUUGGCCGGAGAGCGUGCAAGUUGUGCGGCGGGGAUGUGUGUUAUUCGUGCAAGAUUCAUCAACGUCUCAGCUUUCUGUCGCUGAGUGGCGAGUUGGUCCAGCGAAAAGUUGUAUUCUGUGGGAUUUGUGUUAGUGCCUCAACGUAUAUGGAUGUGUGGGAGCCGGCUACUCACGAUGCCAAAGAUUUUGAAGCGCGUUCGGCAUUUACAACGUCCACGGCGUCUUCGACGUAUACUUUUCUGGACUCCUUAACAUCCUCACUCGAUGAAAUAGAGCUGUAA